This is a messenger RNA of Nasonia vitripennis (jewel wasp), 4814 nucleotides long. Its product is annotated as peroxidase. The coding region runs from base 1194 to 3626 and encodes 810 amino acids. Gene Ontology annotation, biological process: response to oxidative stress. The record is from RefSeq and is a predicted model, not a curated record. NCBI's taxonomy places the organism in Eukaryota, Metazoa, Arthropoda, Insecta, Hymenoptera, Pteromalidae. Gene Ontology annotation, molecular function: heme binding; peroxidase activity. The transcript has 13 exons.
GCCGCCGCUUACGUUAUUUCACCUACACACACACAAGCUCGCGCGCUUCACUUGCCUGCGCUGCAGCCUGCAGCGGAGUCUCCGGAUUAUAACAGAGAGAGAGAGAGAGAGAGAAUCACGAUCCCAUCACGUGCUCGCCCGACCAGCUCCGGUCUUAUUCUUCGAUGUGUAUACCUGUCUCACUCUCGCGAGCGCUCUUUAGUCUCGAUCAGCACUUUUUCACGCGAGGACGCGAAAAGCACGUGUUUUGGCUGUCGUGUGGGGAUUAUGCGAGAGGCUUAUUUUUAAAAUUUAACGACAAGCUCGUAAUUUACAUGCGCGCGCGCGCGUACAGGAAGAAGCGGGUUUUUAUCCUGUUUGGAAUUUUUCAAAAGCAAAUGGACUGCAGUUUUAUCGAUUUUCACUCUACGACAAUUCUUUGAAGAUAACAAUAGUCGCUAUCGGCUAUUCUUUCACUUUGCAAUGGGAUCAAUGAUUGUUUAAGCGAUACACUUAAAAAUAAACUCUAAAACCGCGCAUCCGCGAUCAUUGAUUUUCUGCAAAUAACCACGCCAAUAAUUAUUCUCGUACUUCAGAACCCUUCCAAAUAUUAUAAGGUCGUUGUCCUAAAAUAUCCAAGUCUUUAUCAUGAUUCGAAAUAAAACCAACCAACCCUUUUCCGCACAUCGAAAUUACGGAGGCUCCCAUAUACCCGUACAAUAGCUCCCCUCGAGCGCAUGCGUGGCAGGUCUGCGUUUUUUCUAGAAGCCCCCGUGCGAGAUCCGUAUGCGCGCUGCCCGCACACACACAUACAUAUAUAUAUAUAUAUAUAUAUGUGUGUGUGUGUUCAUGUAUGCGCUCGUCCACCGCGAGAGCGCACAUAUUCACAGAGUCGAUUUCGGUCGAGCCAAGCGGACGCACCGCGCUCUACGAGCGACUUUUCCAGUCAGCUUCUCGAAUAUUCGACUAAACUCCUCGUUGACACGGCCCGAGUGUGCUCCUCCCUUUUACAUCGAAGUGAUAUUUUAAUUUGAGAUCGAUUAGUCAUUAUCGUUGCGAGGACAACGAGGAGCGUCGUACAGUGCGCGCGCGCGCGCGCGCGUUCGCGAUCGAUAAGGAGAGACGACGUGAGAGAAGUUUGGCUGAAAGCAUCGUCGGUUAUCUCGUUGAUACGAAGUCGGGAGGACCGCAGCGCGACGACGAGGUUCUGCCCAAUGAGAGCGUCCUCAGACAUGGGCGUGGAUGACACGUUGGGAUUGCUCUGUGGAAAUCUACGAAAAGAGGAGAGGCUCAAGAAGUCGUAUCUCGCUGGAGGAGUGAUGGCGGGCUCGGUGUGCACCCUCGCGGUGCUCUGCGUCUUUCUGCAGACGAUGGGCUUCUUCGGACCCCAGAACACUAUCGGCGCCUUCAAGCUGCCCUUCACCCUGGAUAACUACCUCGCCGGUGGUAAAGAAAACCCCGCUCUAAGCCCGGUAAACACGCACCUAGAUCUGUUCGCAGGAUUGCCGGUAUGGGAACCGGGCCAAUCGAUGAUCGUGGACACCGGAGCCUACGGUACCAAGAGACUGCCGCCCAUCGACGACGCGAGUCUCAACGCCUCGGUCAAGUACGCGACCGGUGUCUUGUCGCGCAUGGAGCGAAUCGAGGCGAACCUGGUGAACGCUGGGGUAGCCCCUGCUGCCGAUAGUCCGGCUCACAGUCAGUUCGUGCACUACUACCCCAACGACGCCGCCCUGGAGAAAGGACUCGAGGCUAUGGUGGCCAUCGGGGCGUCGGCGCAGUUGACCCAGGCGCAUUGUAUCAGAUUCGGCUUGAGCGCUAUCGAGUGCGCGCGCUACAUCACGACGGUGAGCCUGGGCAGCACUUCCCUGGGCACGUCCUGCAACGCCCAGCAAGAGGCCGAUUGCAAUUUGGACUCGAAGUACCGAACCCUCGAUGGCAGCUGCAACAACCUGCAGAAUCCCAAGUGGGGCAGUGCUUUCACCGCCUACGCGAGGCUGCUCUUCCCCCAGUACGCUGACGGCAUCCAAAUGCCGAGGAAGGAACGAGGAGUGCACUCCCUGCCGAACGCAAGAACCGUGAGCGUCGCCCUUGUCAGUCAAGACGAGAGGACUGACGUGUCCAAGACUCUUGCCCUAAUGGAGUGGUCCCAGUUUGUCUCAAACGACAUCUCCUACACUCCCAUUCGCAAGAUGAUUUGGACCGGAAAAGCGAUUUCAUGCUGCAGAAACGACGGCCAGUGGCCGCUACCACGUUACAUUCAUCCGGACUGUGAUGCUAUUUCCGUUUCCGAUAACGAUCCGAUUUACGGAAAGCACAACAUUCGUUGUCUCAACUACGUUAGGUCCCUACCAGUUCUCAGGUCCGACUGUACUUUCGGACCAGCCGAGCAGAUGAACCAAGUGAGCCACUUUCUGGAUGGCUCGAGCAUCUACGGGUCGACCGUGACCAGAUCAAGCGAAAUCCGCUUGUUCCAAGGCGGCUUAUUGCGCGUCAACGUCAGAAACAACCGCGAGUACAUGCCGGUCGCUCACGCCGAACCGGCUUCUCAGUGCAGCUCCAAGAACUGCUACUUGUCUGGCGACGACCGUGCAAAUUCAGAGCCGCAAAUGGCUGUGAUGCAGACCCUGUGGGUACGCGAGCACAAUCGCAUCGCCCGCAAACUCGCAGAGGUCAACCCCGAGUGGUCCGACGAGACACUGUACCAGGAAGCUCGACGCAUCGUCAUCGCCGAGAUCCAACACAUCACCUACAAGGAGUGGCUGCCUCAGCUCCUCGGCAAGAGAUACGCCAGCUCCAUAGGACUGAACGUCGCAGGCAACUACAGCGGUGCGCCUUACAUCUCAUACGGCGAUCCGGCUGUCAGCAACGAAGUCGCCACUGCUGCGUUGCGCUUCCUGCAGUCGCUCAAACAGGGUAAACUGAGGAUGACGGACAACGACAGGCUAAUCAACAACAGCAUCAAACUGUCGGACUACUACUACAAGCCGCGAUCGAUCGAGAAGAGCGACGUCUUCGACGGCCUCAUCCGUGGCCUUGCCACCCAAACCGCUCAGAAAAUGGAUCUUCACCUGGUCUCCGAUAUAAGUCACGAGCUCUACAAGACCAGCGGCGAGGUCGGCCUCGAUCAGAUCAGCCUUGACAUUCAGCGAGGUCGAGACCAUGGCCUUCCCGGCUACAACCACUACCGCAAAUACUGUGGCCUGCCUUCCGCUAAGAGCUUCAACGAUUUCUUGGAUUACAUUCCGAUGGGGACGGUUCGCAAGUGGCAAGAGCUGUACAAGCGACCUGACGACGUAGACCUUGUCAUCGGAGGCAUGGCUGAGAGGCCAGUCGAUGACGCCCUCUUGGGACCAACUUUCCGCUGUCUCCUUGCUACGCAGUUCCUCAGAGCUCGUCGGACCGAUAGAUUCUUCUAUGAUUCCCUCGAUCAACCUCAUCCUUUCAAUAUCGCGCAACUGAACAGCUUGAAGAAAGUAACUCUUGCACGAAUUUUCUGUGAUAACGGCGACGACAUCACCAAGAUGCAGCCGAACGUGUACCUUAAGCCGCAAGAAGGAAACGAACUCAGACCCUGUACUGACUUUGAAAAGAUUCCAAGUAUCGACUUAUUCGCCUGGGCGGAGAAGGCGAAGGCUUACCGUUGAAUAGUUUAGAGAUUGACUCGUCACUCUUCGGAUCGAAUGUCUCGGCUGGACGUAUGAUACGCGCCGAGACAGAAGUCGAAAGGGGAGAUCAUCCUCGAUGGUUUGGCGAAUCUACAGAGCAACACAUACAGUCGACGAGCCCCAUAGCAGGAUGAGACGAACGGUCGGUAACAGCUGACUGCAAUGGAAGCUUCUGCAAGAUUUUUAUCCUAUAGAGCGCAGUAUUGCGUGCACGACAUCGAGAUGAUUUGGAAAUGAAAUUUACAAAUUCGAUCAGCUCGGCCAGAGCGAGGAGAUCUGAAUAAAAUUACGAGUAUUAUUUUUUAAUCUUUGACUAAAGCAAUAUCAUCGUGUUUCGAGAUUUCAGUUUUUAAUUUGUGGAGUUACUUUAUUUAAAUGUUUUUGUGGAGUAAUAAAUAAGAAUACAUCAUUCUUUUCACGAAUCAAAGUGUUUUUUGUUACGACGAUCGUUCAGAUAAAAGUAAAAAAAAAAUAGUUUCUGUUGUAUCAUAUUAUUGAUUUCAAAAUACUGCCAAAGUAUUAAUAUCAAACUUUUGAUCGCAACUAUUGCAAUAAGCGAGUACAAGAAUUUUCAAAUUUGAAAACAAAAAAAAGAACAAUAAUUGGAUCAAUACCAACGAUUGGAACAAAUGUAGCAUAUUAUGUUCAGCUAUCAUACAUACCAAAUAUACAAUGUUGUAUAACGACGAAGAGGGAGAUACGCGAAUGCAAGACCAGUGAAAAUUCGCUCGAAAGUGACUUGUCAAUCCUAUAGCUUAGAGUUCAGAGAGCUUUCAAGCUUCAUCUGUGGCUCUCUAGAGUGAGUUUGCGUGCGAGUGGAUGAACGCUUGAGAGAUUAAGUGAUAAUUUUAUGCGCUUUAAUAAUUUCCAUUCUAUACAUAAACUGUAUUUAUUUCGCGUGUAUACGCAACAGAUGUACGACUCUAAUUAGUUUUUAAAAAAAAAUGCGACGUAUACUUUAUAUAUUAAAGUACUGACGUUCUUGCGCACAGUACACGAAAUGCGACUGAUUAACUGUUAAGAAGAAUAAACCUAGAUCUGUAGAUAUCCAGUCUUUAUUUUCUAUAAUCUGAUGUACUUAUAACGAUUCGCAAUAUACAAAUCAACAACGAUCCGUUGUUCCCUGCGUGAAGAGACGAACGUUAAAUAAACAUCUUGAAGCAUAUA